This is a messenger RNA of Diabrotica virgifera virgifera (western corn rootworm), 7505 nucleotides long. It is a transcript of the gene Ilk, whose product is annotated as integrin-linked protein kinase. The coding region runs from base 242 to 1591 and encodes 449 amino acids. Gene Ontology annotation, molecular function: protein kinase activity; protein binding; ATP binding. The transcript has 3 exons. Gene Ontology annotation, cellular component: focal adhesion; stress fiber. Lineage: Eukaryota; Metazoa; Arthropoda; Insecta; Coleoptera; Chrysomelidae. Gene Ontology annotation, biological process: protein phosphorylation; substrate adhesion-dependent cell spreading; cell-matrix adhesion. The record is from RefSeq and is a predicted model, not a curated record.
AAAUAAAAUUAUUUUGUUAUGGCAGCUAAAUGUCACCUGAAAUGGAAGUGACAUAAUUUUUAAAAUAAAUUAAGAAAAAUUGGUAAUUCUACUUUAUCAGUGUUUGUGGUUACACAGUGCUUCCUUUAGAAUUAGUGUUUGUAAAAUUACUUGAAUAUUAUUGCAUUUUAAAGGUAUCAUAAGAAUUCCAGUUUGAAGUGAACGCCCAAGUAUUUAUUUUAAGAAAAAGUAAGUAAAUAAAAUGGAAGAUAUAUUUCAAUGGUGCAAAGAAGGGAAUGCCCUACAAGUUAGGGUUUGGCUGGAUGAACCGGAACAUGAUAUGAAUCAAGGUGAUGAUCAUGGAUUCAGCCCCCUUCAUUGGGCUGCGAUGAAAGGAUACAACAAAAUUGUGGAAAUGUUACUGCUUAGAGGAGCUAGAGUAAAUGCCACUAAUAGAGGAGAUGAUACCCCUUUGCAUAUGGCAGCUGCUCAUGGUCACAGGGAAAUUGUUAAUAUGCUUCUCCGUCAAAGGGCAGACGUAAAUUUUACAAACGAACAUGGAAAUUCGCCAUUGCAUUAUGCAUGUUUCUGGAAUUAUAUUGAAAUAGCAGAAGAUUUAGUUCAUCAUGGUGCAAAAGUAGCUAUAGCCAACAAAUAUGGACAAACUGCACUUGACAAAAGUAAAGGAAACUUAGCCAAAGCCUUGCAUGAUAUAGCCGUCGAAUCUGGACAAGAUCUGAAAAAAAUUAAGUUUAAGGAUCAAAGUUAUCUAGGUCUAAAAACAAGAUCUAGAGAUGCGACUUUAUCUCGUCAUAAAGGCAUUAACAUCAAAGAAUUAGAAAUGAAAAAGAAAAUAGCUGAUACACAUAGCGGCAUUACUUACAUCGGAAGAUGGCAAAAUAAUGACAUUGUGGCUAAAAUACUUAACGUAAGAGACGUGACUUCCAGAAUAUCUAGAGACUUUAAUGAAGAGUUUCCAAAACUGCGUAUAUUUUCUCAUCCAAAUAUAUUGCCUGUUAUUGGUUGUUGCAAUAGCCCUCCUCAUCUAAUUAUUAUUAGUCAGCUUUUACCUUUGGGAUCAUUGUAUAAUGUACUACAUGAAGGAAGCGGAGGUAUUGUUGUAGAUACGGCACAAGCUCUUCGUUUUGCAAUAGACAUUGCAAAAGGAAUGGCCUUCUUACACAGUUUGGAAAGAACAACGCCUGAAUAUUUCUUGAACAGCCGACAUGUCAUGAUCGACGAUGAUCUGACUGCCAGACUUAGUAUGGCGGAUGCCAAGUUCAGCUUCCAAGAAAAAGGUAGAAUUUACUACCCUGCUUGGAUGUCUCCAGAAGCUCUACAGAAAAAAAUAACUGACAGAAAUUGGGAAGCUUCUGAUAUGUGGAGUUAUGCUAUUUUACUUUGGGAAUUAGCUACGAGAGAAGUGCCAUUUGCCGAUCAAAGCCCGAUGGAAGUAGGCAUGAGGAUCGCUUUGGAAGGAUUAAGAAUUAGUAUCAAACCAGGAAUCUCAUCUCAUAUGACCAAAUUAAUCAAUAUUUGCAUGAACGAGGAUCCAGGAAAACGGCCCACUUUCGAUAUGAUUUUGCCAAUUUUGGACCGAAUGGUGCGUUAAUAAUUGGCGUCCUGCCAUUUUAUUAUCGAUUAGGAAGUUUGUUUAAUGUCUUCUUAAAAAAACGGUUAUCGUCUCAUCUGGAUUGUUACUCACAUGAAUUAAUAUAAAUUUUUCUGUAACUCUUUAUAUAAAGGACAUUUAAAUCUAGCUUUAACUCGACUUCACAAGUUUACACUGACGGAAAAAAUGAUCCAUAGAUCCAUUUUUUUAAAUCUUGUAGUGUUUAGAAAGUGUUUAUUUCUGAAACUUUGUCACUCUAGAGGAGCUGCACCUAGAUACUUCAGAAGUGAGUGUAUCUGUCAUUGGUGCUCAAUGAUAUAGCUUCGAAGAUCAGUAUAAAAGUCAAAAAGUAUAAUGUUAGGCCGAUGCUUAGAAGGCCCUCACAAACCACGACGUCUUACUCUGUCUAGUACAGCUCUUCUACAUAUACUUAGUCAUUCGGAUUUAACAUUCUGUAGAUCUCGUACACUUAAUGAUACACAACACAGAUAUAUGCAGAGUGGUUGCUCAUGUUCAGAAUUGAUUAUGGCACAUUAAGAAAAAGACAAGAAUAACUUUUAAUCGCACUUCCGCACUUGGUUUGAGCCGCUCGUGUCAAUUGUGUAAGCUUGUAACACUUGACCAAACGAUGCUCCAACUUCUUUAACCCGUCUGAAAAAUACAUUUUCUCAUAGUUUGCAAAGUGGGUCUCCAUGGCGGCGAUGACCACAUUCGACUCAAACCCGGCGAGGUUUGAAGUUUGGAAACAAAAAGAAGUCCUCCGCUGCCAAAUCUGGAGAAUACGGUGGAUGGGGCAUCAGUUCGUAGUAAAAUUUGGCCGUGGCGACGGCAGUGGUGUGAGCCGAUAUGUUUUCAUGGUGGAAGAGCCCUUUUUUCUUCAGCAAAGGGGCCGUUUUUUCUGCAAUUCUGCGUUUAAUAGUAAAGACCUUUUUGUCCCUCUUUAGAGUGUCGAUGUAGAUCACACAUUAUGAAUUCCAGAAAACGAUGACCAUAACCUUUCCGGUCGAUAGGACAAUAUUCGCCUUCUCCGGAGAACGUUCGGCAGGUGAAUUUCACUCUUUCGACUUUUCCUUGGUCUCUGUUGUUUACCAUUGGAUACAUGUUUCGUCGACGGCCACGAAACGACACAGAAAUUUCUCCAGAUUGCGCUUAAACACCGUUAAACUGCUCUGAAUUGGUCUCACGGUUGGGCUGGUUGUCCAGAGUGAGCAAAUGCGGCACCUAUUACGUUCUCUUGCUCAAAAUUAAAUCAGGAUAUAAACAAAACUACGAGUCCGCUUUGGCUGAAAUUUUGACAGUAACCGUCUAUGAAAAUGUACUACACGAUAGUAGAUUUCUCUUGCGAUAGUGGCGCCAUCUACUAGGCCACUAAGCGAAUGCUGAGUUCUCGAUCGUUUCGUAGGUGCGGGUGUCAUGUCACUCGAGGUGCAGGUACGUCGUUUGCACCACUUCAUCAUGAAUGGCGAUAUCUAUGUUUCUAACAAGUUUCAGAUUAAAUUAUACAGGGUGUCCAGAAGCUCUUCUGACAAACGAAGACCGGAGAUUCCUCAGGUAAUUUUAAGACAAUCUAACCAAUUCACCUAGUCCGAAAAUGUUUCCUAAGGGAGCUAGAGCUCUUUGAAGAUGGCCCCUGUAAUCAGUUUUUUUUUAAAUAUCUCCAGAACACGGGCGCCUAUAUAAAAAUUUUUAGGGGUGGGGCAGACGUGAAGAUGUUGCACAUUUACUCUGGGCUAAUUAGCAAAAUUCAUGGAAAAGUUAUUUACCAGCAAUUUUAUUGCUGGAAUCGAAUUAUAAGAUCCUAUAUAUUAAUAAUAUAGGUAUGCAAAGUCCGCAGAUAGUGUGCUACUUUUUUUAUAAACAAAAUGGCGCCGACAAAUCGUAUUUUUUUUCAAUUAUUGCUCUAUAACUCCGAAGAUUUUAACUUUGCAACAAAAACACCCAAAUAAAAAUUCACCGCAAUUAAAUUCUGCAUAGAUGUUUUUCACGAUUUGCUCCGACGAAAAUUUUCCUCGGAAAAUGCGGGUUGUCCUAACAAAAACUCUAAUUUUCAAAUAAAAUUUUAGGUAUGUAAUUAUUAAUCAAUAAUUAAAUAACUUAGUGACAUCAAAGCUUUUUUGGUAUAGAUUGUAAUUCCAGAAGCCGGUGAAAAUUAAACGAAUAUUUUAGCAACAAUUCAGUUGUUAAUUAACAAUUUACGAUCGCAAUAAUAACCAAAAUAAUCAUGAUACAUUGAUCAAACUUAUAAAGAUUAUAAAGAUGAGAUGCUUAUUUAAUAUUUUAUCGACAAAAUAUAAAUUUCCCUUUUUUUGCAUAAUCUUUAAAUUUUGAAAAAAAAAUAGUUAUAAUACGCUGGUCUAAUUAGUAAAGUACAAAGAAGGGUUAUUUACCAGCAAUUUUAUUGCUGAAAUCGAAUUAUAAGAUCCUAUAUAUUAUUAAUAUAGGUAUGCAAAGUCCGCAGAUAGUGUGCUACUUUUUUUAUUAACAAAAUGGCGCCCCCACAUCGUGUUUUUUUCAAUUAUUGGUCUAUAACUCCGAAGAUUUUAACUUUACACCAAAAACACUCAAAUAAAAAUUCACCCCAAUUUAAUUCUACAUAGAGGCUUGUUUUAUUUGCUCCGACGAAAAUUUUCCUCGGAAAAUGUGGGUUUUCCCAACAAAAUCUCGAAUUUUCAAAUAAAUUUUUUGGGCAAGUAAUUAUUUAUCAAUAAUUAAAUAACUUGGUGAAAUAAAAGCUUUCUUGGUAUAGAUUAUAACUGCAGAGGCCGGUGAAAAUUAAACGAAUAUUUUAGCAACAAUUCAAUUGUUAAUUAACAAUUUACAGUCGCAAUACCAACCAAAAUAAUCAUGAGACAUUGAUCAAACUUAGAAAGAUUAUAAAGAUGUGAUGCCUAUUUAAUAUUUUGUCGACAAAAUAUAAAUUUUUCAUUUUUUUGCAUAAUCUUUAAAUGUUUAAAAAAAUAGUUAUAAACAAAUUAACAUUUCUCAGAAAUUGUUUAUUAUAUUAUAAUUAAAAAAAAAAUACUUAAUUUGCGUAUUUCAAAGGUCUUGAAAAUGAAUGCUUUAAAAUUUUUUUCCAACCAAUUGCAAAAAAGUUAUGAAACAGCAAAAUAAACAUACGAUUACUUUGUUGUUUAAAAUUUCUUUUAAUUGUUUCAAAGCUUAAAAGUGAGUUUAUGGUACAAACUAAUUACUCCCAAAAAAUACCAAACAUUAGUUCAAUGGUUAUAUUUUAAUCGAAGAUUAAAACUGUUUUUUUUUUGUAACUUUAAGCGCGAAAGUAGGCAUAAUUUUAUUUAUUAACUAGUGCACGUCGCGCGACGGUCGUCGUCUCGAGUGAAAAUUUUAGCUACGGUACUGUAUUAGUCGAGUGUCGCGCGUGUAAAUUACAAAAAAAAUAUUUAUUAUCUUUAAUUAAAAUAUAAAUAUUAAACUAAUAUUCGAUAUUUUUUGUAAGUGAUUAGCUUGUACUUUAAACUCACUUUUACGCUUUGAAAGAAUUAAAAAACAUAAACAACGUAGCAAUCGUAUGUUUAUUUUGCUGUUUCAUAACUUUUUUGCAAAUAGAUGCAAAAAAGUUUUAAAGAAUUAAUUUUCAAGAUCUUUGAAAUACGCAUUUUACCUAUUUUUUAAAAUUAGAAUAUAAUAAAAACUUUCUGAGAAACGUUAAAUUGUUUAUAACAAUUUUUUUUAAACAUUUAAAGAUUAUUCAAAAAAAUUAAAAAUUUAUAUUUUGUCGACAAAAUAUUAAAUAGGCAUCUCAUCUUUUUAAGAUUUCAAAGUUUGAUCAGUGUAUCAUAAUUAUUUUGGUUAUUAUUGCGACCGUAAAUUAUUAAUUAACAAUUGAAUUGUUGCUAAAAUAUUCGUUUAAUUUUCACCGGCUUCUGGAAUUAUAAUCUAAACCAAGAAAGCUUUUAUGUCACCGAGUUAUUUAAUUAUUGGUAGAUAAUUACUUAUCUAAAACUUUAUUUGAAAUUUAAAGAUUUUGUUGGGAAAACCCGCAUUUUCCGAGGAAAAUUUUCGUCGGGGCAGAUCGAGAAAAACAUGUCUUUAUGCAGAAUUUAAUUUCGGUGAAUUUUUAUUAGGGUGUUUUUGGUGUAAAGUUAAAAUGUUCGGAGUUAUGGAGCAAAAAUUGAAAAAAACACGAUUUGGGGGCGCCAUUUUGUUAAUAAAAAAGUAGCACACUAUCUGCGGACUUUGCAUACCUAUAUUAUUAAUAUAUAUAAUCAUAAGCUUCGAUUCCAGCAAUAAAAUUGCCGGUAAAUAACUUUUCCCAAAAAUGGCCCAUUUUCCGAUAAUAAUCAGCCCAGACUAAUUAUAUUUUGUAUACUUUGGAUAACCAUAUAUAGUUCAAAGCACCCGAAGAGCCGGGGGGGCCGUGCCCCCCUGCCCUUGGGUAUGGGCGCCCAUGCUCCAGAACGCUUCUAUUUAGAAAAAUGAAAACUGGUACGGCUAUUUAUCUUUCAGACAUAAAUCGAUUCCAUCAAUGGCGAAUUUCUAGUACCGGUCAUAGGCGCCCGUUUUAGGUAGGGCAACGGUUAUUUUAUCGCAUAACUUUUUUGUCUUUAACUUUUAAGGAUUUUUCACACUGGAUUAUUAAAUUGUGAGGUAUUCUAGUACUAAAAGGUACUCCUGCUUUAAGUUGGUAGGAUACACCAUUUUCUAGAAAAAUCAAUUUGAAAUUUUUCAAUUUUUGAAUUUGAAAAAAAAUUUCAAAAAAAGAUUAUUUAGAAAAACGAAAACUUGUACGUUUAUUUAUCUUUCAAAGAUGAAUCAAUUUCACCAAUUGCGAAUUUCUAUGUCAUAUGCGUCCAUUUUGGGUAGGUCAACGGUUAUUUGUAUAAGUUUUUGUCUUUAAUUUUUAAGCAUUUUUGACACUAGAUUAUUGAAUUAUGAGACAUUCUAUUAUUAAAAGUUAUUCUUGAUUAAGUCAGUAAAAUACAACGUUUUUUUGAAAAAUUGUUUCAAAUUUUUUCAAAUUCAAAAAACGAAUAAUUUUCAAAUCGAUUUUUUUAGAACACGAUGUAUCGUACCGACUUGAAGUAAAAGUACCUUUUAGUACGAGAAUACCUCAUAAUUUAAUAAUCCAGUGCAAAAAUGCUUAAAAGUUAAAGAUCAAAAAGUUAUGCGAUAAAAUAACCGUUGCCCUGCCCAAAACGGAUGUAUAUGACCGGUACUAGAAAUUCGCAAUUAUUGAUGGAACCGAUUUAUCUCUGAAAGAUAAAUAGGCGUACUAGUUUUCCUUUUUCUAAAUAGAAGCGUUCUGGAGGUAUUUAAAAAAACUAAUUACAAGGGGCCAUCUUCAAAGAGCUCUAACUCCCUUUUCGGAGUUUUAGCAUUUUCGGACUAAGUGAAUGGGGUUAAAUUGUCUUAAAAUUAUAUGAGGAAUCUCAGGUCUUCGUUUGCCAGGAGAGUUUCUGGACACUCUGUAUAUAAACAUAAAAUGAAUAGACUGCCAUCAUACUGCAGCCUAAACAAUAUGCAUUUUGCGUUUUUAUAUGGAUCAUUUUUUAUUUUGGUGACAAGAUUAUUAUUUUUUCAAUCUUAGGAGUCUUACCUUACUUAUUAACAUGUGACAAUGUUCAGUAUAUUUAUGUUAUUAAUGUAUCGUUCCAUUUAAAAAGAUAUAACCGUAGGCACAAUCGUUUAACGAUCUAUAGAUGUAAAAUUGAUCUGUAAUUCACACUAAAAAAUAUUUAAGUGCCUUUAAAACUGCCUUAUUAGGGAUUGUAACAUAGCUUUUAUUUUUUUAACGAUUUUUAAAUUAAUAUAAUAAUAUAUUUAUGUAUUUAAUUUUGUAAGAUGUUUUAAUAAUGUAGGUGUUAACUACUUAAGAAUUUGUUUAUAAAUGUGUGUUUUCCGCUAAUUGUAGUUACUUAAAGAUCAAAUUAAUAAAUUGUUAUAAAUUUAUUUUAAA